GCGGCGCGUUUUCGUGGACGCCGAUCGACUCGCCGAUCCGCCGCUAAAUUGGCGUUCGAUCGUGUCCAACGAGCUCGCAACCCCACCAGAACCGGAGCUUCGCAACGAGCUUCUUCCUUCCAAUUCCGACCUCCACCUGGACCGGAGCGGCCGCCUGUCCUGUUUGGAGUCUCUCUCGCUCGUCUCGAUCGCCGCCACGCCGCCACAGCCAAUCUGCUGCAUCAUCGGCGGCGAGCGGAUCGCCGCCGCCACCUAGCUUAAUUCUCUCUUAGCAUUUCCGAUCAAACUUUGCGUGCUCGUCGAUCGAUCCACUGUGGAUCGAUAGAUAUCACGGACGACAGAGGGGGGCCUGAACUUUGAAGGGGAUCUGACCCAGGCAUCAGCAGAGUAAAGAUUGGACAUGACCCACGCAUCAUCAGUGCAGUAAAGAUUGGACGCAUGGAUUUCCUCAAAAGUUCUUGGACGAUGGGCGUUUGCGGGAGCCCAUUUUGCUCCAAGCAAGCCGUAGCCUCAUGUGGAUGGAAGGACAUAUUCGACUCCUCCACUUGCACGAAUCAUAUUCUGUCAAUUGGCAUUUCUACUCUGAUCACCAUCGUUCUUGCGCUCCAGCUACUCGUCAGGGUUACAAAGAGCAGGGCAUCUGCACGACAGCAGCUUGUCGCGCUCAGUUCGCCACUGCAGUUGGCUGGUGUAGUGCUCAAUGUCUGCUUGGGUCUCAUUUAUCUUGGCCUUGCAUUGUGGAUGCUGUGGAGGAACUUCAGUCAGCAUGCUUCUGUUCACCUUCCACAUUGGUGGAUGGUGACCUUAUGUCAGGGAUUCUGUCUGAUCCUUGUCAGUUUUGCUUUCAGCAUCAGAGCACAUUUCUUUGGACCAAAAUUUCUCCGCGUUUGGUCAGUUAUGCUGGCCAUAUAUGCUGGUUUUAUUUGUUGUUCCUCGGUUGUUCACAUGGUUGUAGAUAAAGUACUAACCGUGAAGGCUUGUUUAGAUGUUCUAUUCCUACCAGGUGCACUGCUACUCCUUGUUUAUGGCAUUUGGCACGUCAGGGAAGAUGGUGAUGGAGGAAUUGAAAGUGCUUUAUAUAAGCCCUUGAACACUGAGACUGUUGAUGAUGGCAGGGCCGAUUCUCAGAGUCAUGUAACCCCAUUUGCUAAAGCUGUUUUUUUCAGCGUGAUGUCAUUUUGGUGGCUAAAUCCUAUGAUGAAGAUGGGUUAUGAGAAGCCCCUUGAGGAGAAAGAUAUGCCACUUUUAGGUCCCUCAGAUCGAGCAUAUAGCCAGUACAUGAUGUUUCUGGAGAAGCUGAACAGGAAGAAGCAGUUGCAGGCACAUGGCAAUCCGUCAAUCUUUUGGACUAUCAUUUCUUGUCAAAAAAGUGCAAUCUUGGUCUCAGGUCUCUUUGCAUUGCUCAAGGUUCUUGCAUUAUCUUCAGGUCCAUUGCUUUUGAAAGCAUUCAUCAAUGUUUCACUUGGGAAAGGGUCAUUUAAGUAUGAAGGUUACGUGUUAGCUGUAACAAUGUUCAUUUGUAAAUGUGGUGAAUCUUUGUCACAGAGGCAGUGGUAUUUCCGCACUCGGAGGUUAGGACUCCAGGUGCGGUCAUUCCUAUCAGCUGCCAUCUAUAAGAAACAACAGCAGCUAUCAAACUCAGCAAAAUUGAAGCAUUCUUCCGGUGAGAUCAUGAACUAUGUCACUGUCGACGCCUACCGGAUUGGUGAAUUCCCAUACUGGUUCCAUCAGACGUGGACAACAGGUGUCCAACUUUGCAUUGCUCUAGUGAUUCUGUAUAAUGCAGUUGGUCUUGCUACAAUUGCAUCACUGGGUGUCAUAAUUGUCACUGUAGCUUGCAAUGCUCCACUGGCCAAGCUGCAACACAAAUUUCAGAGUAAACUUAUGGGAGCACAAGAUGUGAGACUGAAGGCGAUGUCAGAGUCCUUAAUUCAUAUGAAAGUCUUGAAACUUUAUGCAUGGGAGACUCAUUUCAAGAAGGUCAUUGAGGGGUUAAGGGAGAUUGAAAUCAAAUGGCUUUCAGCAUUCCAGCUUAGGAAAGCAUACAACAGUUUCCUGUUUUGGACAUCACCUAUUUUGGUUUCGGCUGCAACCUUCCUGGCAUGCUAUCUUCUGAAAAUUCCUCUUGAUGCUAGCAACGUCUUCACAUUUGUGGCCACUCUGCGCCUUGUUCAAGAUCCAAUUAGGCAGAUACCAGAUGUGAUUGGAGUUGUGAUACAAGCUAAAGUUGCUUUCACCAGGAUAACAAAGUUUCUUGAUGCGCCUGAGAUGAAUGGACAGAUUAGGAAGAAAUAUUGUGUGGGGGAUGAAUAUCCAAUAGUGAUGAACUCUUGUAGUUUCUCAUGGGAUGAGAACCUGUCAAAACCAACUCUAAAGAAUAUAAAUUUGGUAGUCAAAGCUGGACAGAAGGUUGCAAUAUGUGGCGAGGUAGGAUCAGGAAAGUCAACACUGUUGGCCGCAGUUCUUGGAGAGGUUCCGAAAACUGAAGGCACGAUCCAAGUUUGCGGGAAAAUAGCAUAUGUUUCUCAGAAUGCAUGGAUCCAAACUGGAACCGUGCAAGACAAUAUUCUCUUUGGGUCUUCGAUGGACACGCAAAGAUACCAAGAAACACUUGAGACGUGUUCUUUAGUAAAGGACCUUGAAAUGUUGCCAUAUGGAGACCGUACUCAAAUCGGGGAGAGGGGUGUAAAUCUUAGUGGUGGUCAGAAGCAGCGUGUUCAGCUUGCUCGUGCAUUAUACCAAAAUGCAGACAUCUAUCUUCUUGAUGACCCUUUCAGCGCUGUGGAUGCCCACACAGCAACAAGUCUCUUUAAUGAAUAUGUCAUGGGAGCUCUAUCAGACAAGACUGUUCUUUUGGUGACCCACCAAGUAGAUUUUCUGCCUGUAUUUGAUUCUAUUCUGUUAAUGUCAGAUGGCGAAAUUAUUCGUUCUGCAUCUUACCAUGAUCUAUUGGCAUAUUGUCAAGAAUUUCAGAACCUUGUAAAUGCCCAUAAAGACACUAUUGGUGUUUCAGAUCUAAACAAAGUGCCCCCCCAUAGAGCAAAUGAAAUAUCGAUGAAGGAGACAAUUGAUAUUCGUGGAAGCAGAUACAUAGAGUCUGUGAAGCCGUCACCAACAGAUCAACUGAUCAAGACAGAAGAAAGAGAAAUGGGUGAUACUGGUUUCAAGCCUUAUAUUCUCUACCUGCGUCAGAAUAAAGGCUUCUUGUAUGCCUCUCUGGGUAUUUUUUGCCAUAUAGUUUUUGUAUGUGGCCAAAUAUCACAGAAUUCAUGGAUGGCUGCUAAUGUCGAGAAUCCUGAUGUUAGUACACUUAAGUUGACUUCUGUGUACAUUGCAAUUGGAAUCUUCACGGUGUUCUUCUUGCUAUUUAGAUCAUUAGUAGUUGUUAUUCUUGGGGUCAAGACAUCAAGAUCCUUAUUUUCUCAGUUACUGAACUCAUUAUUCCGUGCACCAAUGUCCUUUUAUGAUUCUACCCCUCUUGGAAGGGUACUUAGCCGGGUUUCUUCAGAUCUGAGUAUUGUUGACCUUGACAUUCCAUUUGCCUUCAUGUUUAGUGCUAGUGCCGGCAUAAAUGCAUAUAGCAAUCUAGGAGUAUUGGCUGUUGUUACAUGGCAAGUUCUGUUCGUUUCUGUGCCAAUGAUUGUUUUGGCAAUCAGAUUGCAGAGGUAUUAUUUAGCCUCAUCUAAGGAAUUGAUGAGGAUCAAUGGCACUACCAAAUCUGCUCUGGCUAAUCACUUGGGCGAGUCGAUUGCAGGGGCUAUAACAAUAAGGGCCUUCCAGGAAGAAGAUCGUUUCUUUGAGAAAAAUUUGGAACUUGUUGACAAGAAUGCUGGUCCAUAUUUCUAUAAUUUUGCAGCGACUGAAUGGCUGAUUCAACGUUUGGAGAUCAUGAGUGCUGCAGUGCUUUCUUUUUCUGCCCUUGUCAUGGCUCUUCUUCCUCAAGGAACUUUUAGCCCUGGCUUUGUGGGAAUGGCAUUAUCUUACGGCCUAUCCCUGAAUAUGUCCUUUGUUUUCUCUAUCCAAAACCAGUGCCAGCUAGCAAGUCAAAUCAUCUCUGUGGAAAGAGUGAACCAGUACAUGGACAUACCAAGUGAAGCAGCAGAGAUUAUUGAAGAAAAUCGACCAGCACCAGACUGGCCCCAAGUUGGCACGGUAGACCUUAGAGAUUUGAAGAUUAGAUACAGGCAAGAUGCUCCUCUUGUACUACAUGGAAUCACCUGCACUUUCGACGGUGGAGAUAAGAUUGGUAUAGUUGGCCGAACAGGAAGUGGAAAGACAACUUUAAUUGGUGCGUUGUUUCGUCUUGUUGAGCCAACUGGAGGGAAAAUAAUUAUAGACUCUAUAGACAUCACCACAAUAGGCUUACAUGACCUGCGUUCACGUUUGGGUAUCAUUCCGCAAGAUCCGACACUCUUUCGAGGAACCAUAAGAUAUAAUCUAGACCCUCUUGGCCAAUUCUCGGAUCAACAAAUAUGGGAGGUUCUUGGCAAAUGUCAGCUUCUUGAAGCUGUCCGGGAGAAGGAACAGGGAUUGGACUCACUUGUUGUGGAAGAUGGUUCUAACUGGAGCAUGGGUCAAAGGCAGCUCUUCUGUUUGGGACGUGCACUUCUAAGGAGAUGCCGUAUCUUAGUUCUCGACGAGGCCACAGCAUCUAUAGACAAUGCUACUGAUGCUAUCCUUCAGAAAACAAUCAGGACAGAAUUUACAGAUUCCACUGUUAUCACUGUCGCGCACCGUAUACCCACUGUUAUGGACUGCGAUAUGGUACUUGCAAUGAGUGAUGGGAAAGUAGUGGAGUAUGACAAACCUACGAAGCUCAUCGAAACCGAAGGAUCUCUUUUCCGUGAGCUCGUCAAAGAGUACUGGUCAUACACAUCGAAUGGAAAUAUUUAGGAGAAAUCGUGACAGUGUACGUUUACUCACUCGCUGCAGCCUUGUAAAAAGAUACAAAGACCCUGUGCUCAGACAUGCGAAGAACUCUUCUGAAGUAUAUGAAGAAAAGGUAUCAGGCACUUUCAGGAAGUGCUUUUGUUAACUAGUACUAGUAGUUUUCAGGUGACAUUUUGAAGGACUUUGGGGCAGCUUCUAUUUUUCUGGUCAAAUUGCUGCCCUUCAAGCGGAACAGAGGGAAACCUGUCCCUAAAAAGGAACAAAAGGAAACCUUCAGCAUUCAUUUGCUGCAAUAGCGAGCUAAUAAGAGGCAAAAUGGGUGGUAGGCACAUCAAGUCUGCAGCCGUGAUACUGCAUUGUUCAGAAAAAUGCUUAGGCGAUAGGCUAUUCCAAGGCUUCAAACUUUAUGGUGUAUACUUUACAUUCCCAAUAUAAGCCGAAAGUGUGUAUAUAAUUUUGGGGAAAUAAUGACUUUUCAGCUCUUUCUUGCUCAUGUUUAAUGUAUAUUCAUCAGUCACUGGAGCCAAGCCAACCAACUUGGUGGUAA
Messenger RNA from Sorghum bicolor (sorghum), 5437 nucleotides. Its product is annotated as ABC transporter C family member 10. Gene Ontology annotation, biological process: transmembrane transport. Gene Ontology annotation, cellular component: plant-type vacuole; vacuolar membrane. The record is from RefSeq and is a predicted model, not a curated record. The transcript has 13 exons. Lineage: Eukaryota; Viridiplantae; Streptophyta; Magnoliopsida; Poales; Poaceae. Gene Ontology annotation, molecular function: ATP hydrolysis activity; ABC-type transporter activity; ATP binding. The coding region runs from base 439 to 4893 and encodes 1484 amino acids.